AUGGCUGAUGAUCAGCAGCAGCAGUCUUUACAACAUCAACCACCUGGUUCUGGAGUAGGAGCUUUGCCUUCCCUGGUUCAAGGAUUGCAGGGGGCUGACGCGAAUGCAUUGCAGCUGAAAAUAAAGAACUCAAUCUGCAAAUCUGUACAAUCAAAAGUGGACUGCAUUUUGCAAGAUGUGGAGAAGCUUACAGACAUUGAGAAACUCUACCUCUAUCUCAGGCUGCCUUCUGGAGCCAGUAGUGGCAGUGAGAAAAUUGAGCAGAGCUCUGUAUCAUCCAGUCGUGCCCAGCAGAUGCAUGCAUUUAGCUGGAUUCGUAACCAUCUUGAGGAACAUCCUGAAACCUCGCUGCCUAAACAGGAAGUCUACGAUGAGUACAAGAGUUACUGUGAUAGUUUGGGGUAUCACGCUCUCAGUGCUGCUGACUUUGGAAAGAUCAUGAAGAAUGUUUUUCCCAACAUGAAGGCGCGUCGACUUGGCAUGCGAGGCAAAUCCAAGUAUUGCUAUAGUGGACUUAGGAAAAAGGCUUUUGUGCACAUGCCUUCUCUACCCAUCCUAGAUCUUCACAAAUCAGGUGAUGGGUGUGAGGUGUUUGAGACGAGUGGUCUUAUGUCCAGUGCAGAAGAUGAGGUGCGUCUGGCGGCGUGUGGUUUGGUGUGCGAGUGGGCACAGAAAGUGCUAAGUCGGCAGUUCGACAGUGUUGAGGAUCUGGCUCGGUAUCUUUUGAACAGUCACUACAUUGGAACCAAGUCUGUUGCAGCACUUACUGUAAUGACAGGUUCACCGUCAGGAGCAAAGAUGUCCAUGCAUUCAGCAUUUGCUCCCACAGCUGAUUUACACUCAUUCCAGCCUCAGGUUAAAACCCUGGUCUCACCUUCUGUAGAUGCCAAGCAGCAGCUACAGAGGAAGAUACAGAAGAAGCAGCAAGAACAAAAGCUGCACUCUCCACUCCCUGGUGAAGCCCAGGUCAGGAGAGCAGAUGGGGGCACAACUCCUGGUGCAGGGACAUGCAUACCCUGUGGAAGUCCUGCUCUUUUGUCACCUCAGCCUAUCGGGAUUGUGGUAGCAGCAGUUUCUAGCCCCAUCACAGUUCAAAGGAGUAGGCCGUUGAUGUCUCCCAGCCCUGUUCCUGUGCCAUCUGCAGACAACAAAGUUCUUCCCGUAAACUUUCAGGUGGUUACCCAGUCAUUGCAGCCUGUUAAGCAGUGCCCCAAGACUCCUCAGAAUGUCCCAGCUAGUCCAGUAAGCGACCGGUUAGCUCGUCACCGUUACCCCCAAAUCCUGCCCAAACCAUCUGCCUCUAGUGGCCUAACUUUGCGCUCACCAACCCUGCUCUUCACUAACAGCCCCAUCAAGACUGUAAUGUCAACUCCCCACGUUAGUUCAGUCAACGUAGUCAAGAUGACCACCAUAUCUCUAGGGUCAAGUGGCAGUGGGACCCGCACAUCAGCAGAUACCCCUACCAGCAACAAAGUCAGGCCUGCAUCCGCUGGAGUUGCCAGCCUCAGUGAUGAUCCGCAACCAGUCACACGUGUUCGCAGUGGAUCUAUAGCUGCAAUGUCAUCUGUUUUGGCAAGGCCAGGGCGAUUCACCACGACAUCCAUCGUCAACACAAAGAUAAAUACUGAAGCCAUAAUUGGGAGUGGUCAAGCUCAGGGUGGCACAAGUACGCUAGCAACUGCUCAGCAAGCCUGUGGGGGUGUUCAGCGGACAGAAAUGUUCAAACCCAGGGCAGCUAGUGUACCCACUCCUCUUGAGAAGGGCUGUCCGGGAUUGGAUGCUCUAACAGGGACCAAAUGCAAUGAAAGGACAGUCCCUAGUGUCAAUAUUCAGGCUGCUGGCAGCAAUAAUAACCCCAACAUUAAUGAAAGCACUUUUUACCAGAACACAGCAAAUCGAAACACAAGCAACGAUCGGUCAAUCAGCUGUAAUGCAUCUGGUGAUGUCACAAGGGAAGUGGUUUUGGCGUCCAAGAGCCCUCAAAAGAGACCUGGCUUAUGCACCGAUUUAGGUCCAAUGCCUGUAAAAAAAGCCCAUAUCUCUCAACUACUAGCUGGUGGGCCUGAUGGACCUAAGCCAGAUAUGACGGUGAAGCAAAUCCCAAGAUUAAGCAGCACUCCAAUGAGGCCAGAAAGUGCACCUAUCACAUCCAUAGGCAAAGCUGCAACAGCUCUGGUUAGAAGUACUGGCUUCCAGACAGUUCGCAGAUCACAAAACAUCGCCCAGGGCAGAUGGGAAGGAUCCUCCUCAGUAAUGAAUUAUAGAGUUCCUGUCACCUCUACAACAAGCAUCUCCUGUAAGGAUACUCCAGGUGGGAACACCAUGUUUCAGACAGUUAGCAGGCCUCGGAGCAUUUCUCAAGGGAGAUGGGAAGGAUCUUCAUCAGGUAUGGAAGGUAAAGAUAUGGUCACCCGUACUGUCAGUGCUCCAGGUCAAGCUUUGCUACAACAAGUAACAAAAAACUCACAAGAUUUGCUUUUAGACCAGUCUGACUCUUCUGCAGUAUGCGAACUAAAAAGUCUGUAUUGGGAUGAGCCACAAGGUGCCACUCAACAACAUCAAAAUGUUUAUGGCCCACAAAUAUUGUUGGAUCAAAAGCGAAUGUCCACUCCAUUGAUGGAAGCCCUUCCGGGGGUUACUCAAGCCUCUCCUCCCAACCAGCAGGCUCAGAUGAGUGAAUAUGGUACCCAAUCCAAUGUUGGCUUCUUCCCCUUUAAUGAUGAUGAUAUGACACAGGACAGCAUCGUAGAGGAGCUUGUACAAAUGGAAGAGCAGAUGAAAAUUAAUAGUAGCAUGCAAAAUUUUAGCAACUGUAUGGAUAUUUCACUGCAAACCCAACAACAAACCAUGCAGAGUUCCAUGAUAUCCACCCUCCAGACUAACGCUCUGUACUACAGCUCAGCUCAUAGCAGUAGCACAAUUCAUACACCCACCCCAACUCCUACCCCAACUUCUGAAAUGAUGGGAGGCAGCCAGGGAUUGAUGCAUGAAAGCCCCAGCUCACGUCUAGCCCCUACCACACCAGUCGACAGCGCUCUUGGGAGUAGUCGACAAACUCCUAUCGGUACCCCACACUCAAACUGCAGCAAUAGCAUCCCACCCAGCCCUGUUGAAUGCAGGAAUCCUUUUGCAUUUACUCCUAUUAACUCCAGCAUCACUGGAUACCAUGAUGGAAGUACUGUCUCUUCUAGUCCUGUCAAACCCAUGCAAAGACCCAUGGCCACACAUCCAGAUAAAGCUAAACUGGAGUGGAUGAACAGUGGCUACAGUAACAGUGGUGUGAGCUCCAAUAAUGGUAUUAGCAUUUUGCCUAGCUACCAAGAUCUGGUAGAUGACCACUUUAGGAAGCCUCACGCCUUUGCCAUACCAGGCCAGUCUUGCCUGUCCCAAACCAGACAUCACGAAAGUCAUAUCAGCCGCUUAACACCCAUAUCGCCUAUCCAACAGCAAUUGGCCAACCUCAAUAAGCAAGAGGGAUUUGCCGUCCCAGCCCCCCUCGAUAACAAGGCCGGCACUUCAUCCUCAGGGUCUGACUUUCGUUGUCGCAGCGUAAGUCCGGCAGUCAGGCAGCGCAACUUGAGUGGGACCCAAGCCCUCAAUGUCCCACGUUCUGUGGUUUCUCCUUUUAAUUCUCCUGUGACACCAGAAGUGCUUAACAUCUUAACCAACAGCGAAACAACGCAUGAAAGCAUCAGCAGCAUGGCACAGAGAAGUCAAUCUGUUCCAGUUACUGUUAUGAUGCAGUCUGAGGUUUUACCCAUGCAAGCAGGCAACCAGCAGAGUAAUACCAAAAACAUCACCAACGUCCUCAUCGGCAAAAUGGAUGGCGAUGGAGAUGACUCGUUACGUGGCCUCGGAAUCAACAACAUGCCCUCCAACUACACUGCCCGCAUGAAUCUCACCCAGAUUCUGGAGACCACCACAGUGCCCGGCUUCCCUGGCAAUGCCAGCCACCAAGCUCUGAUCUCACCUUGUUCAUCAGCCUUUGAGUCUCAGAAGCCUGGUUACCUCAUGAAAAAUGCCGGAGAGCCUGUGAGGUUCUCUGCAGAGGAAAGCCAAGCACAAUCAGCAUCGGUGGAGCACCAGCUUCCACAGCGGGAGCACUUAGGCAGGCGGCAGCUCCUCGGGCCGGAUCAGCAGAGUCGGGGCAUGCUGCUGCCUCUACAGCAAAACCUCCGACAACGUGAGCACCAGCAGACCUUGGAUUUAGACAGGACUGUUAAAGAUCUUUUAAACGAGGAAGCAUUGAAUGCUGGCUCACAGCUUGUGGGCCAAGGGUCAGAGCUCAGUGCUGGGGGUACAGAGUUUCCCAGUGAUAUGCGACUAACCUCUGAGCUCUCCAGUAGCAUAAAUGACUUGAAUAAUUUAGAUACCAACCUUCUUUUUGACCCCAGUCAACAGCAGGGACAAUACGAAGACUCGACACUGGAAGAACUAAAGAAUGACCCGCUUUUUCAACAGAUUUGUAGCGAGACUGUGAAUUCUGCCGGCUUUGACUGGUUGGAAAGCAAAGACCAGGCAACAGUGGAAAUGUUGGGGUAAUAUUUUUUUGUUUUGUAUUGUUUUAAAUAUUUAAAUGUUUUUCUAUGUAUUUGUUAUUGAAAGGUCACUGUAUGUGUGUAUGUAAUUACCUUGAUGUGGAGCACCUACUACAGUAAACCUUUAAACAUCAUAACACAGGUCCAGACUGAAGUGCCAGGCUGAACAGAAAUUAUCACUCUUUAAAAAAAAGCUGGUUCUUUGAAUCAGUGGUGCAAAACUGGGAACUAUUUUGUGCUUUAAUACGAUCCUUUAACAUUUUAGUCAAAGUGCAUUGCAUAAACAUGUAUUCAUUUUUAACCCCUUAAAAGAAAACGGGUGUAUUUUAAACUACACUAGCUGUUUGGGGUGCUGUACCACUUUAAAUUUGCUUUCUCACUCUGUAAACAUAAAAUCAGGGCUUCCAUGUGCAGAAAACCUUAUAAGUGAUGGAUUUGAAACAUAUUCCUGUAACAUGUAUUGUGUUUCAGCAGAUAACAAAUUUGCAAAUUGUCCAGGAAUAAGGGAAGAUCCAACAAGAUAAAGAUCACAUUCAGCUGAUGCUUAUUAUUGCUCUUUGAAAUACAAGCAGCUUACCUGCAACAAUUAUUUGGAAAGCGUUUGCACUAAUUGGGCAUAAAUGUGCCACGUUUGAUUUCUCAAUGUGAACCAAGAAGCAAUUCUAUUUGCAGCUUUAUUCUUACAGUAACCACUACAUCAGUUAGGACGUAUGCAUCUGUUUGCACAAAAUCUUUUUUAAGUUAUGUUUGGUAGCUGCUCAGAAUUGCUUAAAGUGAAUAAUCGAGUGCCCUUUUGGUAUUUAAAAUUCUAUGUGCUAAUAUUUAACAAAAACAAAGUCGAAACUGUACAUUACAGUGCAUUUCCCUAAGCUGCAUCUCAGGGUCUCCCAGGAGAGUCGUAUCCCACAGAACAUGCUAAAUUUGAUACAAUCGUUGAAAAAUAAUGGCAUUCGUUUUUGCACUAACUGGCACCUUUAAAUUCCAUUUGCAGCCUAAAUACGACUAAGGAUGUAAAUUGACCAAGUGCUCUCAUUUUAAAUGGAAGUAUUUAAAGCAAAAAUUGGGGGUUACAGAAACUGGUUAAACCAAAAUGCCAAAGUGAAUUAUUGUCGUUGAAAGGAAUAUAUUUGAAAUAUAUUGAAUGAAGGCUCUGUCAAAACUAUAAAAAAAAAUGAAUCUUGAAAACUAUGCAUUUACAUGGCCAUUGUAUUGUAUUGACCCCCGCCCAAUUGAUGCUUAUAUUUAUUUAACAAUUCGCACUUUGCAGAAAUGAGAUGUAGAAGUAUGUAUGGUUUAAUUUACUAAAUUAACUAUUAGACAAAGUGUUUGGAUAAUUGUAAGAAUGUUUUUCUAUUAGACAGUUCUCUACUUUCUUCAUUCAGGAACUUUUAAAAAGUUAAAGUUAAAGAGCCUUUAAUAAUGAGCCUCUUAACCAAAUGAAUCAUACCAACUUAAAAAUAAAACAAAGAAAAUAAAAGUCCUAAUUGCAUUGCUAAUACAAUACAGUUCUUUUCAUCUAAACUUGAAAUAAUUGCCAUUACUGUAUCAUGCUGUACUUGGAGUAUUUGAUAAGUGAAAUGCUUACCAAACAUCAGAGCAUAAGUUAUACUUUGUUACUAAGUGUGAUAGUUCUUGAAGUCGAUCUUAGCCUUACGUCCUUACCAAAGACAAGCUUUGUAAAAAUUAAUAAAAAUGUAGGAGCAAUUGUAUUGCUUAGUAUCAUUACUUUUAAAUUCAACGACUUACCCCAACAUGAAAUGCUUUAAAAAUGGCAUUACUGGACAGGUCAAAUGGGGCCAAGAUUGGUGAAGUUUUAGGGAAUAAUUGUGUCUUUUUGAAAGCAUACAACCACUGUAGCACUUGAAUUAAAUUCAGAUUUUUUAUUUACAUGUCAGACCUUUGUAGCAGGGCCAUUCUAGGGGAAUUAUCAAAGCAGACUAUUAAAGUUCAGUUUGUUUUGCUGUUUUUUGUAAAUAAGCUUUAUUUUCAAGAUAAAAAUUUACUUUUAACAGUUUCACUGACAUUCAUAUUGAUAUGAUAUUUAUCAAUGGUCCCUAACAAAUGUGUUUUCUUUUAAUUAUGAGCCAAUAAAUAGUUUUUAAUUAUCUAGGCAUCUCUUGUAUAGACAUAGCUUGUGAAAGUCUCAUUAUUAAGAAUAGCCUUUUUUUCUUUCUCUCUUAUGCUUUGACUUGCAGAUGUUUUUCAAGCAUUCACCUUUUUUUGCAGAAGAGUGUACUUGUGUGUGAAAAUAGCAUGGGUUUUACAAUACGUGUUGUGGUUUAAUAUUACUAGAUUGCAUAUCUGUUGUAACGGACAUAGAUCUAACAGUGAACACUGGAAAUGUAACAACGGAAAACUCAUAAAGCUCUAGAGAUUCAUUUUAUUGCACUAAUUUCCCUUAAGAACAAAAAUAUUGAGAUCUUAAGUGAAACACAUGUAACCCUCGUAUAGGUUACUUUUACUUUCUAGUAGUAACACUAGUCAAAAUGUGUCUGUUACGUCAUGUUCUUAUGUUCAGAUCUCAGAGCGAUGCAGGCGGCAUAUAAAAAAGUGAAAGCAAUUAAACUGUUUAAAUUAAUAAUAUUUAAAGAAUCAAAUUUAUUAAAACAUCAUAAAUGUGCAUUUGUUUAACAUUAUUGUACAUAAUUGUCAUCACUCAUUAGAGUAAGAUUAGUAUUUCUGUUUAGUAGAAAGAAAUUCACUAGGUGUAUAAUAACUCAUUUAUUGUAACACGUCUUCAUAUUUCUGGUUUCUCUAAAAAAUAUGUGAAUUGUUUUUUUUUUCUUUUUUUUAAAUAAGCACUACUGUUGAUUUUAGUAAAGAGACAGACCAGAUUUGAGACUGUGCUAUUCUCUGACCUGGUAGAGUUGAGCUUUACCCUUGUCUUUUUUCUACCUUUCUGAUCUCUUAUGUUGGAAUUGUAUAUGUACAGAAUCUUUAUGGUAGUUUGAUAAAUUUGUUAUUACAUUUCAGCAAAACAUCAUUCUUUUGUAUUGAAAGUGCUUACUGACAUUGAAUUUUUUUAAAGGUGGUUUUAAAAACCAAUAAACUUUUUUUGUAAAGCAUUA
Misgurnus anguillicaudatus (oriental weatherfish) is the source of this 7606-nucleotide messenger RNA. It is a transcript of the gene rfx7a, whose product is annotated as regulatory factor X7a. Gene Ontology annotation, biological process: regulation of transcription by RNA polymerase II. Gene Ontology annotation, molecular function: DNA-binding transcription factor activity, RNA polymerase II-specific; RNA polymerase II cis-regulatory region sequence-specific DNA binding. The record is from RefSeq and is a predicted model, not a curated record. Lineage: Eukaryota; Metazoa; Chordata; Actinopteri; Cypriniformes; Cobitidae.